UUUUUAUUGAUGUCCAAAACUUGCAAACAAUAUAUGUGUAUAUUUUGGUGUAUAGCGAGGAAAAUGUUUUUAAAACAAAAACUGUUUUAUUAUUUGACGUUUAUUUUCUAUUUUGAUAUGCGAUUGUCGAAAAUUCAGUGACACUGAGAGACGACAGAAGCGCUCACACAAAAAACACGUAUCAAUCAUGACCUAAAUUUUUAGUUUUUUUCGCUUCCUAUAUCCGUAAAUCCUUCUAUCUAUCACAUUAUACAAACGAAUGUAUAAUGAGCGACGGUGUCCUGGUCACCAUCAUCCUAACUGAGUCGACUGUCAGCACAUUAGGUGUUAACGUGCAAAAUGUGGAAGAGAUCAGCGAAAGUUUGGGUUCGACUUGGGUGAUUGAUACCAUGUACAAGACGGAUCUUUUUAAAAGGAACAGCAACAAGAGUUUGCUGGAAUAUCUGUUUGGUUCGAGUGAUUCUUUGGUGGGACAAGAGAUUGCGGUAUCCGUCGCUUACUUCUCGAAUCACUUCAAUCCGGAUUUUGAUGAAAUGGAUGAGGAUGAUGAGAUUGAAAUGAUCGAUGAAAGUGAAGAGCUGACACCGGAAAUGGUAUAUACUAGGCCGCUAGUUUCUGCGAAGAGUGCAGCACACGACCACAAAAUCGUGUUUGAGAACAACAAGAUAUUGUUGACUGCAACGAACGAAGAGCUUUCGCUGAUAGAAGAUUUCGAUUGGAUGUGUCGCAUUUGCCACGGGGGAGAAAGCUUAGGUGAUUUGCUAUCCCCUUGCAGAUGUCGCGGAAGCAUAGCCUUAGCGCACAUAGCUUGCUUGGAGAGAUGGCUAAAGGAGUCUUCGAAUAGCUAUUGCGAGCUGUGCAAGCACCAUUACCAAAUCGUCAGACAACCCAUGUAUAACGUCCCAUGGUCCGUAAUCGUAUAUCUGGGCAAUCCCGGUGACAAUCUGAAGGACAUAGUCUUCGAUCUGUUAGCACUAAUCCUGUACACUCCGUCGGCCAUAGCCUGUACUUAUAUGCUCAUGCUGAUCUGUGAGAACGUCACCAAAUCCCAAUUAAAGAACUCCAGGAAUUUGUCGGCUCAUUUGGUGGCGUUUUGCGCGGUUUUCGGAAUGGCUGCCAUAGAUUUCACGUAUUCCUCAUGGCUGAUCGUGACGUUCCAAAAGCACGUGAACGCAUGGAAGUCUUGGUACAGGACCAACAGUUUCCUGAAACUGAUCCUCCCCGAAUGGAAGAGGAAGCCCUACCGACAGAGUCAAUUCGUAAAAGACCAUUAAUUAUU
This is a messenger RNA of Nicrophorus vespilloides, 1279 nucleotides long. RefSeq names its product E3 ubiquitin-protein ligase MARCH3-like. Lineage: Eukaryota; Metazoa; Arthropoda; Insecta; Coleoptera; Silphidae. Gene Ontology annotation, biological process: protein ubiquitination. Bases 267 to 1274 code for a protein of 335 amino acids. The transcript has 3 exons. The record is from RefSeq and is a predicted model, not a curated record. Gene Ontology annotation, molecular function: zinc ion binding; ubiquitin-protein transferase activity.